Molecule: messenger RNA, 2451 nt
Organism: Gopherus flavomarginatus (Mexican gopher tortoise)
Lineage: Eukaryota; Metazoa; Chordata; Testudines; Testudinidae
Exons: 11
Coding region: 97-1404 (435 amino acids)
Source: RefSeq, a predicted model, not a curated record
CUCAGCAAGGCGCUGUCGGAGAGAGUAGGCUGCGGAAAUGAUUCACUAGUGUUUUUAGCAGCCCUGGGCCCCGCCCUAGAGCUGCUGUUAGCCGAGAUGCUGAUCUGUUUCUUCUUGGACACCCUGGGUAAAGGCUGUGCAUUCAUUGCAGUGCUGCUGGUGGUUUUCCAGUGGACUUCAGAAGCAGCAGGACUUCUAGAAAGAAAAGCUGCAGCCGUGGGAUCCUCGGUGCUGCUAUCUGCCCCAGACAACAUAAAAGACAUCAACUUCAUCCAGUGGGAAUAUCAAAAUGGCACCACAUGGUACUUCAUUGUGCAGUACUAUGUCGGGUCACAAAAGCCAACACUCUAUCCUCCCUAUGAAAACAGAGUAGUUUUCUAUUUGCUCAAUGGCUCCCUCUUGCUGGAAAACCUACAAGAGACAGACAGCCGGGUCUACAAAGCCAGUAUCAAUCUGAUCGAGAGCGAAGCCAGGACAACCCUUCUGAAAGUUCUCAGGCCUGUGUCCCAGCCUCAGAUAUGGAGCAAUUCUAGCCUGGCAGGUUCACCGACUGAGUUAUUCUGCAACGUGCCGGAGGGAACAGUGGAAAACAUUGACUGGGAGAAAGAAGGAGGCCCUCUCCUCCAGGAAAGAUGUUACCUUCUUUCUGAAAAUGACAGUGUGUUGCACAUUGGGAAAGUGGGCAAAUUAGACUGUGGCUCCUAUUCCUGCAAUGUCAGCAAUGAGAUCAGCUGGCAGGAAUCCUCGCUGAACUUGACCAUUGUCGGUAUCUCGCCUCCGCUAGAACAUGCUUUGAAAAUGUCUGCUAUUGCUGUGGUGUUUGCUCUGGUCUCUGGGAUGGGCUUCUUUGUCUUGUGCUGCCAGUCAGAAAAGCAAAGAAUCAAGGGGGAGAACUGGAGAUGGAUGGUAAUAUUCAUUCAGGUUCUGGUGUGUGUCUCUUCCAUCUUGCUGUUCGCUGCAACUGUUCUCUGGAUGCAUGAGGAAGGUCCCUCUGCUGCCUUCAUACUGCUUGAGAUUUUGCUUGUGUAUGUGAUAAAAGUAACGGCCCUGAUAUCAGCAACGUUGGUGUAUCAGCCUGCAAAGCUCAGUGGAUUUAAGACCAAACCAUGGCAGCGUGUCAUCCUGGACUCAGCAGCCCCUGGAGCAGUGAUAUUAGUGGUCCUGUUUGCCAGCCUCCUACUCCAGAAAAUCUCUCAGCUCCAAGACAGAGGCUGCUCACAGACUGUAGAUCUGACAGGCUACGCAGUCACCUCAGCUGUAAUCUCUCUCUUUGGCCUGAUAACCCUCUUCAUUUGGUAUCACAGGAGCCAAAGAGACCAAAGAGAAAAUAAACGACAUUCCAAAGAGGAAGCAGACCAGGAGGUGCAGCAGGAGCUUCGGGAAGACAUGCUGCAGCGGCCGUAAAGAGCAUUCCCUAGUCUCAUGCCACUAGGAAUGAUCCAGAAGAAGCUACAAUCAAAUUUGGAAACCUGUCGUCAUUAUGGCCAGCUCUCGGAAACACCCAUACCUAAGUCUGGUUAAGGCUUCCUCUUGCAAGCCUGUGUGGUUGGUUGCUUAUAAACGUUGCCAAAAUUUAACCACCUGGGUUGAAAUUUUCACUGUCAGGACUCUACUCAGGCUCAGUCCCCCCUCCCACCCCAGAAUUUCACUAAAAAAUGGCUCCGCUGUUGCUGUUUCCCUUAGGGGGAAUAGGAACUUUUCUGCUAAUGUUAACCAAGUAUUUUUCCACACAUUUCUUUGAAGUACUUUCGUUCCUCUGUGUUUUUUAAGCAGGGAUUUGAAAUUGGGCAAAGUGACAGGCUGGGGUCAGAGGUGCCUUUUAAGAUUCUCAUGAAAACACUUAAGGCUAGUCUAAACUAUAAGCGCUAUAGCAGUGCAGCUGCGCUGCAGCGUGUCUGGUGAAGAUGCUCUAUGCCGAAGAGAGAGAGCUGUCCUGUCAGUACAGUGCUGUUCCCAGGAGCACUUAGGUCAGUGUAAAUUAUGUCGAUGAGAGUGGUGGCUUGUUCACUCUGCUUUUCCACUGCCUUGGGUUAACAAUUCUCUGCACAUCAGAGCUUUUAUUAGCGGGAGAGGCCUCUUCCUGGGGGAGUAUCAGUCUAACUCCCCACCCUGCCCCCCCACCGCCAUUCAUUUGCAGAUGUCUGUAACUAAGAGGUAACACAGGAUCACUCCUACCAGGACUGGUUGCAGAAUACAGCCCUGUAGGGUAACAAAGUGACUGGGAGUUGGGUUUGCCAUCUCAGUUUUGUUGAAGAUGGACAAAGCACACAGAGGUAGCAUGACUAACCAUUAGCCCCAGGGACGGCCUUAGGGCCAGGCAAACAGGACCCAUGCCCAGGACGCUGUAGCCAGGAGAGGCGACAAAAGGGGAUCUGGCCUCCCUUGGCCUGCUGUGACUGGACUCCUCUCUUCUCCAUCCCCUCCUUCGCACUGGAGCGUGGGCUUCUCCCU